This is a messenger RNA of Pantherophis guttatus, 2208 nucleotides long. RefSeq lists its product as uncharacterized. The record is from RefSeq and is a predicted model, not a curated record. NCBI's taxonomy places the organism in Eukaryota, Metazoa, Chordata, Lepidosauria, Squamata, Colubridae.
AGUGCCUCAAAGGCAGAGGAGAACGGAAUCUUAGCCGCAAUGCCACGAUGUCCAUGGCUGCUCCUGAUGCUGGUGGGCCCUGCUGCAGGCCUUGUGCUGUCUACGCCCUCGUUCCCAGUGACCGUCUCCCAUGGAAAGACCGCCUUGCUUCCAGUCUUGUUGAAUUUCUCUUCUUCAGUGCCCACCUACUUCCAGAUCCGAUGGCGUUUCAUCACCAGCCCAGGGCUGGUUUUGACUGUGAAAGCUGAUAAUUGCAAGGGAGGCAGUGGUACCCGUCAGUGGUGGGAUGCUUGCGAGAUCACAGUGGUGAAAGCAGAGAGAUACAGGCACCGAGUGGAGUGGUCUUCUGAAAAUGCUUCACUGAUAUUACGGGAUGCCAGAGUAGAAGAUUCGGGAAUUUAUGACAUCAAGGUGCUGGCUUUGGGUGUCAGAGUGUCAGCCAACAUCAACUUAACUGUGAUCAAUGAAACCAGCAAUCCCCCCUUGAAUGCUGCUGCCUUUGAUGAUCAGAGAAGAGGGACCUCUUCCAACAAAAGCACAAAUGUAGCAGCUCCAAUCUCUUUGGUAAAGACGGAAUUUGGCAGAGACUAUACGGUGACCAAUAUCAUCCGACUGAGCUUAGCUGGCCUGAUUCUCUGUCUCCUCGGAUUCAUCAUAGGAGAGAAUGUUGCCUCCUCUUACUCCAGAUCGCGAGAGGCAAGGGUGCAUCAGACGGAAAUUCCCUUCUCCUCCUCCUCGGUUGAGCAUUGUUUCCUGACUUAUGAAAAUCACCCAAGUUAGGUGAUGUGGACUUAUAAAAUUUGUUGCUGAUCUUCUGCAUUCCUUCUUUGCAACAGGCCAUGUCCUCCCCUUCUCAGCCACUAAAGUAUUUGUUAUGGGGUGGAUGGAUCCUCCUUUCUAGGAGAAAAGGUCCUUGUACUCAACGCUACACAGUCUACUAUUGCAUCACUUCGCCCUUGCUCUGCAGCUUCUGGAAAGGGGUUGUAAGCCCACUGCUGGCUAGAAUGCACAGAUGACUCAUUUUUGGCAUUGACAGCAUUGGCAUGUGACACGAGGCUUAUGUGCUCAGAAGUUUGCACUCUCAGAAAUGGAUACAGGAACUGGCUGUAGGUCUGAACAAAGCCACUUCCACAAGCGCUCGCUUGCUGUCCAAAUAGUUGGACUUCUACUCCUGUAAAUCUCAACUAGCAAGUCAAAGUCCCAAAGGUGCUUUUUCAGGAGGCCACUAGCUAUACCAUUUGGGAUGGACACCCUUGGAAUGGUGUGGGGGUAGGAAUGGAUUUCCAGAGGAAAAAUUGCAGACUUUAGGAACCAGGAGCACUGCUCAGGUGACCCUGAGGACACAGAUAAAUCUCCAAAUGCUUCAACGACCCGCUAAAAGGAUACAAAUUACCAGCUGUCUGCAAGGAAUAUAAAUCCUUCCUUUCCCCACUAUCCUGUCAGAGCUGAAGAAGCUUCUUGGAUGAGAAGCGAAACGUCUUCAAAAGGAAAAACAAGGAAGUCCAGUUGCCUCCUGGAAAAGCACCUUUGGGACAACCAUGACCUGGAUGACUGAGAAUCUCUACAGACUUUUAGCAAGUCAAAACAUUCCAUGUUUGCUGGAAUGAUGGGAUUGAAGUCCAAUGUAUUUUGGAGAGCAAUUAGCUGGAGAUGGUUGGACCAGGAAGUUGGAGAUAUCUCUGGAGAACAAACUUGGUUUGUUCUACACCAGGCAGUCCUGAAAGUAUCUACAGUGGUUUAAUUUUCUUUUUCCUCAAACAUCUCCCCUGAAGAAGACUUCAGAGGGUCCCUUGGUGCUCUCUUAGCUUGUUUUCUUUCAGAUAUUUCAUUACCCAAACUAGUGACAUCAGUGCUAGUGAAAGCAAAUCCUACUCCCUACUGGCACUGAUAAUGUUACCUAUUUGGGUCAUGAAAUGUUUGCAAGAAAAUACCAAACUCAGGGAGCACCAAGGGCCCCUCAUUUCAACCCGAGCUACAAAUAUUCUCCUUUAUUGAAGAGGUCAGAGCUUUUCUAGCAGUUGAUGUCCCUAGUGAGUAUCUCUGUAGGCCUGACAUUUCAUGUCCCCUGAGAAUCAUUGCUGGUCGUCUAUCAGAGACUGUAAAGCAAACAUGUCCAGCCAUGUUCGCAUCUUCAUUGCCCACCUACAGCAAGCCAAGGUAACUCUAGCCCACAAAUCGUUGACUUCUAAUAAAAGAGUUUGGUUAUUA